GCUAUUUCAGCCCUGGCGCAGCCGCACCAACAAACCCGGCAGCAGAGGGGUGAUAGAGGGCUGGGGGAAAAUCCUCAUGCGAGGCGAGAAUGGGCUUUUUCCAAGUGGUUUUCACGCAUUUGGAACACAGACCCAUGGUUAAAUUGACAAUAAGCCUGGAUAAAGCACGAAUGCAGUCUCGAUGUCGCUGCAGGCCGCACUAGGCCCGGGUUUGCUGGUUUAUCGCUGUUGGGUGGCUGGUCGGAAGCUAAUGGCGCUCAGUUUAGAAAUGUCCCUCAACAAGGGCGAUUAGAUAGCUGCUCGGUUGCAUCUUCACUGGACACUGCGUGUUGAGUGGUUGUUCUGACCAGUUUUUGAAUGCUUUUGUCAUUUUGUGUAGUGUUGUGAAAAUAGCUAGUUAUCUCUUUGUUGUGAUGUCAAGCAAGAAAACGGAAAGAAGCGCGCGUUUUAGCCAGCUAACUGUACGUUAGCAGGAAUAGCUAGGGUAAAACAUUCAUCCUGUGAAUAAUGUUGCUUUUCCUUUUAAACUGUCGUUUUAUUCUACUCAACUCCUAGUUGGGUUAUCGAGACAACAUACAAUAACGAAAUAUAGUGUAUGAUUUGUUGCAGUGGCCUGUUAAACGGCAGUUAAUUCAUGGCUAAUCUUGUUUGGUAACAUUAGCCUGCUAGCUAGCUAAAAUAUCGAAUUGUAGGUUUGGUGGAGGAUGAGACCGAAUGGUGACUGCGAACUGAUAAAAUUAAGAAGGCGAAAUCAUAUAAUUUAUUUUGAGCUUUAGUUGGAAACUAUAUAGGAAGUUUUUCCAUUAGACUUGGGGAAAUGGAAGAUAAUGAAUGCAACUAAAUCUAACGUUAACUACGUUUUGAAAUGGGAUCGUAUGUCUCCUAGCUUGCCUAUCUUAUGUCCCUCCUAGCUAAUGUUAAUUUAACGCUGUAUAAUUGUAUUUGUCUCAAAUUCUCAACGAUAUGGCCAGGCAUCUAGCUGGCAGGAAACUUUAUGAAUAACUGACUGGUAAAAACUAGGCAGCCCUUCAACUAAAGCAUGCUAGUUAUGUCGUCGAAUUAAUUUUGUUAAAUUAAAACUGAUUCGUGCGCGUCUUAACAUGGUUGUGUAAUAUCCCGCCCUCAACACAUAUUUAUACAUCUACAGUAUAUCUCUGCAAAAGUAGUAUUAAGUUGGACGUCGCGUCCACCCCGUUUGCAUAUGAAGUUAAAUGUAGUUUCCCACAGAAUCACUUUCAUUUGCCAUGCAUUUUUUUCAAACUGACAACCCCACCAAAUAAACACAUUGCAUGGAGUUUUAGGUGUGUAUUUUAAUUUUAACAUUUUCCCCCAUACACUACUUCGUUUGUGAAAUUGUAAGCCCGAGUCUAUGAAGAUUCGAUCUUGUAUAGUUCUUUUUCCUGUGUUUGACUGUGAAUAUUACUUCGUUGGCACUGGAUUGCGUAGUCACAUGAAGUUGUCACAAAAUAAAGUUUAUCUCUGGUAGCUGUAUUUCAUUUUGUUCAAUGUCAUUUGUUUAACUGUUGCUUUAACGGAAUUGGAGUGAUUUGUUUUGAUAUACCUGUCACAGUAUUUUCUAAUUAUUUAUGCAUCUUAAAACAUUUCUCCAGUGAUGAUGCUAUGGCUAUAUAUAGAUUUGCAGAUUUAUGCUGUAGGUUAAAUGUAUAAUAAAAUUAAAAUGAGAGAAUGUAUCAUACCACGACAUAGUACAGUUAAGUUGUUGUAUCACUAUAUCCUUGAUCGCUUGCAUCCAUUCAGUUUAUUUGCAGUAUACUGUUUACUGGCGCCCCUUGCUGGUACAUUGCGGUGCAACAGCAGAUGUGAAAGAAUCUCUUCCUCUGCAGGUCAGCGAGCACGUGAGAUCUGUCUCCUCCACUGUAGGUGGCAGUAGUUAGUCCUUCACCAACACUCUUCACCUGCAAAUGCAAGAUUUUGAGCAUUGCCUGCUGGGCCAGUUUAUCUCUGCAUGAAUAUGUAUUGCUCAUUAUAAUUCCUUAUAAUAGAUCUGUAUUAUUUUGUACACACUUGGAGACUGACUGGGGUAUUCACACCCUGGGUCACUGACAGGGAUUUUGAGCCCCAUGAAAAUAUCUCAUGUUGGGCCACCCCAUGCCUGCACAAUGACAGCACAACUUUUGGAGAGUCUCUCUCAGUCAUGGCACUAGGAAUUACCCCAACCCCCAUAUAGCGCUGCUGUUCACACCACAGUAGUGGGCCAGGUUGUUUUUGCUACAAGGACCAUUUUUCACCUUUUUAUUUUUGAUGGUCCUGCCUGUAGAAUCUCACCAGUUUUCACAGAAUUGACCUAUCUUGCUAGCGCUUGGCGGGGCUCUACACUACAACACACGCUCCCAUUUUAGGAGCCGCUCCUGAAAAUGAAUGCAUGCUAACUGGAAUGCUAAUUGGGAUACGGUGGUCUGCUCCUAAAUUUUUCAACUUAGAAAGACGUCCUCCUUGGGGAAAAAAAUGUUAGCGUUGAGCCCUGCUUGUGGGUGUCUGAGUUUACAAGCCUGUUAUGUUGGCGUUCUCAUCAUCUGCAGCGUUUGUUGUGGUGGAAUGUACACUGGAAAACUGUGAUCAAAUACUGCCGCAAUGAAAGGCGUAAUUUGUGUAAUGACCGCGUGAUAGAAAAGAGGCCGGGCUUGGCCGCGGCUUGGGGGAAUUUCUUCGGGUUCUACUGUCAUCUCGGCAGUUGCGAAUUCCCGCCUCAGAAAGUUUUACCGCUCGUCUCAUUAAGCAUUUAGCCGUCCGCCGUGAACUGGAAGAGCGCGCAUUAUCAAGGCAUCGCUAGCCGCCAGUACGUGAUAUGAAAGGCUGUAAUUUUAAUGGUGCCGGAAGCUUUCGUUUAUCUUGAACCGUGGAGUUGGAAUAUGAUGUUAUAGAAAAAGGUGUCGGUGACAUGCUCGUCCUUUGGGGAGAUUUGUGUGUUCCAGGUCAGGUUCAGCCAAUGGAGGACCACACAGUGCACCAGACGGAGCACAUGACCACCAUCGAGGCGCACGCCGUGGCGCAGGUGCAGCAGGUGCACGUGGCCACGUACACGGAGCACAGCAUGCUGAGCGCCGACGAGGACUCGCCCUCCUCGCCCGAGGACGACGCGUACGACGACUCCGACAUCCUCAACUCCACGGGGGCCGAUGAGGUCACCGCUCACCUGGCCGCCGCAGGCCCCGUUGGUAUGGCGGCAGCCGCUGCCGUGGCAACAGGGAAGAAGCGGAAACGACCGCACAUCUUUGAGUCCAACCCCUCCAUCCGAAAAAGACAACAGACCCGCCUCCUCAGGAAACUGAGAGCCACUCUAGACGAGUACACCACCAGAGUGGGACAGCAGGCCAUCGUCCUGUGCAUCUCGCCCUCCAAACCCAACGCCGUGUUCAAAGUGUUCGGGGCCGCGCCCCUGGAGAACGUGGUGAGGAAGUAUAAGAGCAUGAUCCUGGAGGACCUGGAGAACGCUCUGGCGGAGCACGCACCCCCACCCCCAGAGCUGGGCUCGGAGCUCCCCCCCCUCACCAUCGACGGCAUCCCCGUCUCCGUGGACAAGAUGACGCAGGCCCAGCUGAGAGCUUUCAUCCCGGAGAUGCUGAAGUACUCCACGGGGCGGGGCAAGCCCGGCUGGGGGAAGGAGAGCUGCAAGCCCAUCUGGUGGCCGGACGACAUCCCCUGGGCCAACGUCCGCAGCGACGUCCGCACGGAGGAGCAGAAGCAGAGGGUAUCAUGGACGCAGGCCUUGCGGACCAUCGUGAAGAACUGCUACAAGCAGCACGGGCGCGAGGACCUGCUCUACGCCUUCGAGGACCAGCAGGUCACCCAGCAACACGUCGCCACGACAGCCACCCACAGCAUCGCGCACCUGGUCCCCUCCCAGACCGUGGUUCAGACAAUCAGCAACCCUGACGGCACUGUGUCCCUCAUACAACUCCCCGUACUGUACUCGCAGGUGGGGACCGGCACCACCGUCGCCACCCUGGCCGACGCGUCCGAGCUGCCCACCACGGUUACCGUCGCCCAGGUCAACUACUCCACGGUAACCGACGGAGAGGUGGAGCAGAACUGGGCCGCUCUGCAGGGGGGCGAGAUGACCAUCCAGACCACGCAGGCGUCGGAGGCCACGCAGGCCGUAGCCUCGUUAGCGGAAGCGGCGGUGGCGGCGUCCCAGGAGAUGCAGCAAGGAGCCACCGUUACCAUGGCGCUCAACAGUGAAGCAGCAGCUCAUGCAGUAGCGACGUUGGCGGAGGCCACGCUGCAGGGCGGGGGGCAGAUCGUCCUGGCAGGGGAGACCGCCGCCGCCGUGGGAGCGCUAACUGGUGUGCAGGAUGGCAGCGGCCUGGUCCAGAUCCCCGUCAGCAUGUACCAGACCGUGGUCACCAGCCUCGCCCAGGGCAACCGACCCGUGCAGGUCGCCAUGGCGCCCGUUGCCACCCGCAUAGACAACACUGUCACUCUGGACGGACAGGCCGUGGAGGUCGUGACCUUGGAACAGUGACGAAAGAGGUCGCGCUCCCCCUUUUCCCCUCAUUGGUUGUCUCUGGAAAAACAGGCGUGGCUUCCAUACCCCCCUGGGUGUCCGUUGGAAGGGGGCGGUGGUGGGGGACCUGAAUUUGUACAGUGUAAAAUUAAUAAUUAUCCUCGCAGGGAUAAAAUAAAAAUCUAGAUUUAUUAAUGCAUUUUGUUUACAAUGUAAAUAGAAUUAGAUUCUCGGGGGGCGGGGGGGGGGGUUGUUUGUUUUUUUGUUUUGCUUUGUUCUUUUCAGUUUUUUGAUUUUUUGUUCGUUUUUUUUUUUUUUGUUUUACUUCCGAUUCCAGCUCUGUGAAUUUUGGGAAUCAAGCGAUGAACGCUGGGAUAUAUGAAGUAUUUAUUUCUUCAGGCUCGUGACCUUUUACAUGGUUUAAAAAAAAAAAAAAACACUCAAGUAACCCCAAAAAAGAAGAGACCGGAUGUUGAGGCGACGGUGACGCACAUCAGUUUUUGUUCUGCUUUUCCUGUUUUUUUUUUGUUUUGUUUUUUUGUGUAUUUAACAGGUUUUUUUGGGGGGUAUGUUCCAUUUCCAUUGAGUGUGUGCCAUUUUCACUGUCCGCUGUCUGUUCUUAGAGUCCAUAUAAGAUUCCUCAGGUACCUCCUGGAUUUCCCGCUAAUUUCUUAUCGUGCAAAGAACUCUUGAAAAUAUAACUUAUGAAUAGUUUACGAAUAGUUUAACUGAUCUUUGUCCUGAUAUGUCCUGAAGUUUCCAUGGUACAGCGAGAGAGACCAGUAAGAUGAAAGUGAAUUGUUAUUCACAGCUAAAAAUGUGCACAGAAAAAAAAACCGUUGGAUCUGUACAUAUUUCUUUCCAUUUCUUGUAGGUUUUGUUUUUUUUAUUUUUUAUUUUGUGAUACUGUUUGCUUAUUUUAAAACCACUCCUUUUCUGAAUUGGCCCGUCGAGGUGUUCCGCCCGUCACGUUGUCGCCGUGGUGACAGUUGUUAGGGGUGGGGUUUAUAGCCUAAUGGCCUAAGGCAGAGGUUACAUUGUUGGGGUUCAGAUGAAAGGCCUUCCCAUAGAGGAAUCUGCCAUAUCUUGACAUGCUCAUCUGUUCAGGUCACACUUCACUGAAAGGAAGCUGUCUUCAGAGCUUUAACUUGGGAAAGGACAGAUGUUUGUUCAUCUGGUCCCCCGUACAGUUGCAUCAUUGUUCAGUUCAGACUCGGUAUAGUUUAAAUUCGGUCUGUUUGAAAGGACCCUGACAUGUUUCUCAUUCAGGGGUAAACGCCACAAGGAGCACCUUUUUCCCCCCUCCAGCGUGUCCUUUUAAAGCAAAUCUACAGUGAAAAUAAUUUUAUUUCUCACUUAGGCAAAAAGUGCUGGCUUGCAUUUACUGUUUUAUAAAUAUUAAAAAGGAUUUGUUGACAUUACUUUUUUUUGUGAACUGUAUCUGCAUUAUAAGAAAUGUCUUGCAUCUCGGAUAUUUUUUCUAAUUGUGAUAAAGAUGCAAAUCAGCGGGCAGAUUGGAGAUUUCCUGUUUGCACAGGUAACAUGCCGACCACUCCAAACAGUCAUAUAUGAAACGGACAGAAAGAAGCAUGCAUACCUGUAAUUUCAAAUCAACAAGUUCUUCAAUAAAAUGGCUACUGUUCUCGGCUGA
This is a messenger RNA of Anguilla anguilla (European eel), 6116 nucleotides long. It is a transcript of the gene nrf1, whose product is annotated as nuclear respiratory factor 1. The transcript has 11 exons. Gene Ontology annotation, cellular component: nucleus. Lineage: Eukaryota; Metazoa; Chordata; Actinopteri; Anguilliformes; Anguillidae. The record is from RefSeq and is a predicted model, not a curated record. Gene Ontology annotation, biological process: regulation of transcription by RNA polymerase II. Gene Ontology annotation, molecular function: DNA-binding transcription factor activity, RNA polymerase II-specific; RNA polymerase II cis-regulatory region sequence-specific DNA binding. The coding region runs from base 2900 to 4483 and encodes 527 amino acids.